Striga asiatica is the source of this 1044-nucleotide messenger RNA. NCBI's taxonomy places the organism in Eukaryota, Viridiplantae, Streptophyta, Magnoliopsida, Lamiales, Orobanchaceae. The record is from the annotation of a GenBank genome assembly.
AUGAUCAAAUUUAUAAAAUCUGAUAUGUCGACCGGGAUUGCCGUCACCGAUUCCGCCCGAAACAGCCACUUGCCAGUCACCCAAAGUCCGAAACCACAUAACCUUGCUUCCGACCUCAACAGCUUAUUUUCAGCGCUGAGCCACCGCUUUUCACGCCGCCGCUCCGUCGUCGGGAUUUUAAGUGUGCUAUGUCCUCCAAUGGAAUCUGUUCCUCGUGGCAACAGCGAACAUGUAGUUGCAACAAUUAUUGACAUGUAUAACCCUACUAAACAGGAGUUAGGUGUUUUCACUGAACUUAUACAACAGAUGCAAGUUAAAGGAGUUCAGGUUGAGGAGUUGUAUUCCUUGGAUCUCGAUUCUCUAGAAAAAUUACGGCCGGUGUACGGGUUAAUCUUCCUCUUCAAAUGGCGAUCCGGCGAAAAGGACGACCGCCCCAUAAUUUCUGACCCGAACCCCAACCUCUUCUUCGCCAGCCAGGUCAUAAACAACGCCUGCGCUACCCAAGCAAUCCUCUCCAUUCUCAUGAACAGCCCGGAAGUCGACAUCGGGCCCGAGCUCUCCGCUCUCAAAGACUUCACCCGAAACUUCCCACCCGACCUCAAGGGCCUCGCCAUCAACAACAGCGAGGCCAUCCGCACGGCCCACAACAGUUUCGCGAGGCCCGAACCCUUUGUUCCCGACGAGCAGCGGGCCGCAGGCAAAGACGACGACGUCUACCACUUCAUAAGCUACAUACCCUUUGACGGGACACUCUAUGAGCUCGACGGGCUCAAGCAGGGCCCGAUUAGCUUGGGCCCGCUGCCACCUGGCGACGGGAGUGAGUGGCUGAGGGCGGUGGUGCCGGUUAUCCAGGAGAGGGUCGAGAGGUACUCGCGAAACGAGAUACGGUUUAACUUGUUGGCGGUGAUCAAGAACCGGAAAGAGGUGUAUACGGCUGAGCUGGAGGAACUGCAGAGGAGGAGGGGGGAUGCUGAGGUGUUGGCCGAGAAGAAGCAGCUGAGGACUCUGGUGGAGAAGGCCAGGCAGAAGGCCGGCAGGUCGUAG